This is a messenger RNA of Schistocerca gregaria, 780 nucleotides long. Its product is annotated as rRNA-processing protein UTP23 homolog. The transcript has 5 exons. Gene Ontology annotation, molecular function: small ribosomal subunit rRNA binding. Bases 1 to 756 code for a protein of 251 amino acids. Lineage: Eukaryota; Metazoa; Arthropoda; Insecta; Orthoptera; Acrididae. Gene Ontology annotation, cellular component: nucleolus; small-subunit processome. The record is from RefSeq and is a predicted model, not a curated record.
AUGAAAAUCAGCCGACACAAGAAAGUUCAUAAAUACCUAAAUUUCUUCUGUAAUAAUUAUGGAUUCAGACAGCCCUACCAAAUUUUAAUCGACGGCACUAUAUGUUUCGCAGCCCUGAAAAAUAAACUUAGCUUGAAAGAACAGUUACCAAAAUAUUUGGGUGGAGAUGUGAAGCUUCUGACAACCCCAUGUGUGAUUUUGGAAACAGAGAGACUUGGGCCAAAUCUAUAUGGUGCGAUGAUAAUUGUAAAGCAAUUCCCAGUUCAUAAAUGUACUCAUCAGAUUAAACCUGUGUCUGGAGCAGCAUGCCUGGCAUCAAUGUUGGGAGACACAAAUCCAUCAAGGUAUAUGAUAGCUACACAGGAUAGAGAGUUGCAAGAAGUAGCUAGAAGAGUUCCAGGAACUCCACUCAUUUACUUGCACCAAAAGACUCCAACUUUGGAACAACCUUCUAAAGUAUCUAGUCAAGUUGCAGAAAUUAAUUCCAAGACAAGGUUUCUAAUUGGGCAGAAAGAUGAAGUAGUGUUGUCAGAUCUGAAGAAAAGAAAACUGGAUGAACCCGAAUCUGCACCACAGAAAAAGAAACGUAAGAAAGGAGGACCUAAUCCCUUGUCUUGUAAAAAGAAGAAGAAAAAGCCGUCCAUAGCUACACAGAAACCAUCCACUUCAGAAAACAAACCAAAAAGAAAGAGAAAGAGAGUGAAAAUGCCAAAACAUAUAAAAGAAAUGUUGUUACAGACAUCAGUACAAUCAUGAUAUUAAAAAACUAUUUAUAUAUUA